AUGGGGUUCUGGAAUCAGAGUGAGCUGGAUUGGAUCCUGGCACAGCUGCUCACCACCUACAACCUUCGGGAAGGGGCAGAGCAGAAGGUGGUAUUCAUCACGGGACGAGUCCACCCAGGGGAAACACCCUCUUCAUUUGUGUGCCAAGGGAUCAUUGACUUCCUCAUAAGCCAGCACCCUGUUGCCCGUGUCCUCCGGGAACACCUGGUCUUCAAGAUUGCACCAAUGCUCAACCCAGAUGGAGUCUACUUAGGCAAUUACAGGUGCUCUCUAAUGGGGUUUGACCUGAACCGUCACUGGCUGGAUCCCUCUCCGUGGGCUCACCCUACCCUACAUGGAGUGAAACAGCUCAUCAUCCAGAUGUACAAUGACCCAAAAACAAGCCUGGAGUUUUAUAUUGACAUACAUGCCCACUCCACCAUGAUGAAUGGCUUCAUGUACGGCAACAUCUUUGAGGAUGAGGAACGGUUCCAGAGGCAGGCCAUUUUCCCCAAGCUCCUCUGCCAGAAUGCUGAAGACUUCUCCUACUCCAGCACAUCCUUUAACCGGGAUGCUGUGAAAGCAGGAACUGGCCGUCGCUUCCUUGGUGGGCUACUGGACCAUACUUCCUAUUGCUACACCCUCGAGGUCUCCUUCUACAGCUACAUCAUCGGGGGCACUACAGCUGCUGUGCCCUACACUGAAGAAGCCUAUAUGAAGCUGGGACGGAAUGUGGCAAGAACAUUUUUGGAUUAUUAUCGGCUGAACCCCCUGGUCGAGAAAGUGGCAAUUCCCAUGCCGAGGCUGCGGAAAGAAAAGCCCCCUCCCUACAAGUACCCACUCACGCGGGGACCAGCCAGGAACCACCCCAACGGCAAAGGGGACAAGAAGAGCUCAGUCUUCCACUCCCGCAAGAACCAGCCAGCCAACCCAAUCUGGUGUAACUCGCACUUUGCUGUCAGGGGCUCUGUCAUCAGGAUGAGGAUGAACAGUCAAGACUUGACUUUCCAGCAGUUCCUGUGUCAGAGUCCUGGGGAGUUUAGCUGA
Molecule: messenger RNA, 1026 nt
Organism: Lynx canadensis (Canada lynx)
Lineage: Eukaryota; Metazoa; Chordata; Mammalia; Carnivora; Felidae
Product: cytosolic carboxypeptidase 6
Exons: 9
Coding region: 1-1026 (341 amino acids)
Biological process (GO): proteolysis
Molecular function (GO): zinc ion binding; metallocarboxypeptidase activity
Source: RefSeq, a predicted model, not a curated record